Molecule: messenger RNA, 3793 nt
Organism: Drosophila kikkawai
Lineage: Eukaryota; Metazoa; Arthropoda; Insecta; Diptera; Drosophilidae
Gene: Vav
Product: Vav guanine nucleotide exchange factor
Biological process (GO): regulation of GTPase activity; cell migration
Cellular component (GO): cytoplasm
Molecular function (GO): protein binding; guanyl-nucleotide exchange factor activity
Source: RefSeq, a predicted model, not a curated record
UAUGUUAUGUUUGUUUCUAGCCUUACAGUUAAAUGUAAGCGACCCCCAUCCCCUCGGUUGCGGGUUUCAGCGACAAGCAAGAAAAAAAUAUCAAGAAGUGCAGUGCGGUGCAUCUCAAGAAACAAAUCUUUCCGAAAUUUGCAGUGUGCCUGUUAUAGUGUUUUAUGUAUGCACUGCUUCCUUGCUGUUUACCCAACAGCCAACUGAUGAGUCUCUAUUGUUUUCAUUAACGAACGAAAAUCCCCCGUCCCCUCCAUCCUGUGUUUUGUCUACUCGUCGCCCAGCCUCCCUUCUGGUCAGCUUCCAGUUACUCUACUGAUCCACAACACACGCCCAUAUCAUCAGCUCCGGCUACAGCUUCAUUAUUCUUCUCCGCAAUGGCAAGCAAUAGCUUUAACAGUGCCGUUGGUGGAGGCGUGGCAUGUGUAAACUCGGAUCUGUGGCGCGAGUGCGUUGGAUGGCUGAUCAGGUGUAAGGUCAUCCCGAGCGACCACAAAGCUGCUCAGUCGGACGCCGAGAUCCGGAGUCUGGCGAUGACGUUACGCGACGGUGUGCUGCUAUGCAACCUAGUCAUGUAUCUGGAACCUAAUAGCAUGGAUUCACGUGAGCUGCAUCGCAAGCCCCAAAUGGCACAGUUUUUGUGCAGCAAGAAUAUCAAAUUGUUCCUUGACGUGUGCCGCAACGUCUUCGGGAUCCGGGACGCCGACCUUUUUGAGCCGACAAUGCUGUAUGACCUGACGAACUUCCAUCGUGUGCUCAUCACGCUUUCAAAGUUGUCACAGUGCCGUAAGGUGCAGCUGAUGCACCCGGAUCUUGUUGGCUUUAACCUACUAGUGUCGCCAAGCGAGCGUUCCCAUUCAGACGAAGCCAUCUACAAGGACCUGCAUUCCACCGACCUUAACAUGCGGAAGGCAAGCAGCAUCGACGCCUCCGGCUCGUCCUCGACAGAAUACUACGACCUCACCUCGCAGAGCGGAUCGUUGUCGGUGGAGGACGAGAACAGCGACAUCACCAUCGAGAACGGUACCGAGGAUAUUGACGAUUACAUCGAAGACUCGCUCUCCAACAUGUGCGACUCGACCAUCGAUCCUGAUGGGUAUGGAAUGAAUAUGGAUAAAGGCCCGCUGGCAGCCACUCAGGGCAGUAAUUCUCAAGGCCUUACGUACGAUUUCGCCCUGGGUGCAGUUAGCUCCACCUUGGACUCAGCCUCUGCAGCGGUCACGCCCACGCCGGAAUCUUUUGACCAAAAAAAUAAGUCACUCAUCCCAAGUGACGCUGCCGCCUCGCCUGCUUUCAACUCCGAUUUCAAUGCUCCCGACUCAUCAAUGGAGCGCCUCAUAUCCAGCUCUUCGUCUUCCACAUCUCUGUUUGUCAGCGAGAGCCAACGACUGCAGCAGGCUGCCGCCGCUGUUUACAAUUACCGCUCCUCGAUGACAUCCACGGAGCACGAGUACGCCUACAUUUACAGCGAGGACGACGACAAGGUCUACGAGGAUCUCUGCUAUGUCACCUUCCAGACGAUAGCGAAACCUGAGGUUACCACCGACAAUAUUGCAUGCAAUGGAACCGGUUACGACCACACCAACACCAAAGAAGAGGAGGUGUACCAAGACCUGUGCGCACUGCACAGGACGAGUAAAAGCCAGACCACCUCUCCGACGAGCUUGGAGCAACGCGACUACGUCAUUCGGGAGCUGAUAGACACAGAGUCCAACUAUCUAGACGUACUCAACGCGCUGAAAACCAAGUUCAUGACUCCACUGGAGCGUCAUCUCAGUCAGGAAGAGCUGCGUAUUAUCUUCCCGCGCAUCAGAGAACUUUCUGACAUCCAUACAAGUUUCCUAGAUAAGCUCAGAGAGUCGUUAAUACCGAAUGCAAAAAAGAAGAUGGCCCUGGUUUUUCUCGAAUUUCGCGAACCGUUCCUUAUUUACGGCGAAUACUGUUCCUGCCUGCUUGGCGCUAUAGACUUCCUUGCGGAUGUGUGCAAGAAAAACCAGAUCGUCGAUCAGCUGGUGCAGAAGUGCGAGCGUGACUACAACGUGGGAAAGCUGCAGCUGCGCGACAUUCUGUCGGUGCCUAUGCAGCGCAUUCUUAAAUAUCACCUAUUGCUGGACAAGUUGGUGAAGGAGACGUCGCCGCAGCAUGAAGACUACCGGUCGCUAGAGCGUGCCAAGGAGGCCAUGAUCGAUGUGUCGCAGUACAUCAACGAAGUGAAGCGUGAUUCCGAUCACUUGGUUAUUAUUCAAAAGGUGAAGGAUAGCAUCUUCGACCUUCACCUACUGCAGAAUGGAAAUGGUUGCGAUCUGCUGCAAUUUGGGCGCCUGCUCCUCGACGGUGAACUUAACAUUAAAGCUCAUGAGGACCAGAAAGUUAAGCUGCGCUAUGCUUUUGUCUUCGACAAGAUCCUUAUAAUGGUGAAGGCCCUCCACAUUAAAACGGGCGAUAUGCAAUACACCUAUCGUGACUCGCACAAUUUAGCCGACUACCGAGUGGAACAGGGGCCCUCUCGCCGAUUGCUCGGGCGCGAUACCCGCUUCAAGUAUCAACUCCUGCUAGCCCGCAAAUCGGGAAAAACAGCUUUCACUCUGUACCUUAAAACGGAACCUGAGCGGGAUAAGUGGCGGAAAGCCCUUACCGAGGCCAUGGAAAGUCUUGAACCGUUCGGCUGUCGAAGCACAGAUCACAAAAUGGAGAUAUUUACUUUUGAUCAGCCAACUACGUGUCGGCACUGCUGCAAGUUUCUCAAGGGUCGCAUUCACCAAGGCUACCGGUGCAAAGUAUGCCAAAUCAGUGUACACAAGGGCUGUAUCUCGUCAACGGGGCGCUGCCAGCAGAAUCUUGUAAGCGUGCCGCCGCCCGUAUGCGACAGGCAGCUAUCAGCGUUUAACUGGUUCGCGGAUAACAUGGACCGAGAGACGGCAGCACAUCGGCUGGAGAAUCGGCGCAUCGGUACCUAUUUGCUGCGCGUCCGUCCGCAGGGCCCGUCAACUGCCCACGAGACGAUGUAUGCUCUCAGCCUAAAAACCGAUGAUCAUGUAAUCAAGCAUAUGAAAAUCAACCAGGAGAACUCUGGCGAAUCAUUGCUCUACUGCCUGUCCUCGCGACGGCACUUUAAGACCAUUGUUGAGCUAGUUUCCUACUACGAACGCAACGAUCUUGGAGAGAACUUUGCGGGACUCAAUCAGUCGCUGCAGUGGCCCUACAAGGAGGUAAUUGCGACUGCUUUAUAUGACUUCGAACCGAGGGCCGGUAGCAAUCAACUGCAACUGCGCACCGACUGCCAGGUUCUGGUCAUAGGGAAGGAUGGCGACAGCAAGGGUUGGUGGCGCGGGAAAAUCGGCGACACGGUGGGUUACUUUCCAAAGGACUACGUCCAGGAGCAGAAACCGGCCAGCGAGGAACUUUGAUACUACAACUACGAGGUCUACUUUGCACCCAAAGCCAUCAAGCCCACAAAGGCAGCCAUUGCCGACUUACCACAAGAAGGACCUAAAUCCGAAUCUGUUUAAGGAGGGAUUCUUAAGGAGGGGGUGACCAGUAUCAACAACCGGAGCUAUAUUGCAUCCUAGUUAAAUAUCUAUAUGAGAAUUAACAAAAAUUGUAUUAUUUGUCAUUAAGGUUUUUUUUAAUUUUCGUUGUUUUUUGGUUUUUUUGUAACAUUUUUUUUUUUUUUUUUUUUGUUAGCUCAAGAAUCUUGUGCCAAUCCUUCGACAAUUCAAAGAUCCAAAUCAAAACAAAAAAGAAAAUUUACAGAAGACGAAAAAAAAAUAAUAAAUUACCUUUAAGGUUUCAA